GGACCUUGCUUCGCCGCCGCCGCCGCCGCCGCCGCCGCCGCCGCCGCCGCCGCGUCCACCUCCCGUCCCGCCGCCGCAGCUCCCAGCGCCAGCGCCGCCGCCGCGUCCACCAUCAGCACCAGCGCCAUGCGGGAAAUCGUGCACCUGCAGGCCGGCCAGUGCGGCAACCAGAUCGGAGCCAAGUUUUGGGAGGUGAUCAGUGAUGAGCACGGCAUCGACCCCACCGGCACAUACCACGGAGACAGUGACCUGCAGCUGGAGAGAAUCAACGUGUACUACAAUGAGGCCACAGGAGGAAAUUAUGUUCCCAGAGCCGUGCUGGUGGACCUGGAGCCGGGCACCAUGGACUCUGUCCGCUCUGGCCCCUUCGGCCAGAUCUUCCGGCCCGACAACUUUGUUUUUGGCCAGUCGGGAGCCGGCAACAACUGGGCCAAGGGCCAUUACACGGAGGGCGCCGAGCUGGUGGACGCCGUCCUGGACGUGGUGCGCAAGGAGGCCGAGAGUUGUGACUGCCUGCAGGGCUUCCAGCUGACCCACUCGCUGGGCGGGGGCACGGGGUCCGGGAUGGGCACCCUCCUCAUCAGCAAGAUCCGCGAGGAGUUCCCCGACCGGAUCAUGAACACCUUCAGCGUGGUGCCGUCGCCCAAGGUGUCGGACACGGUGGUGGAGCCCUACAACGCCACGCUGUCGGUGCACCAGCUGGUGGAGAACACGGACGAGACGUACUGCAUCGACAACGAGGCCCUGUACGACAUCUGCUUCCGCACCCUGAAGCUGACCACGCCCACCUACGGCGACCUCAACCACCUGGUGUCGGCCACCAUGAGCGGCGUCACCACCUGCCUGCGCUUCCCGGGCCAGCUGAACGCCGACCUGCGCAAGCUGGCCGUGAACAUGGUGCCCUUCCCGCGCCUGCACUUCUUCAUGCCGGGCUUCGCGCCGCUCACCAGCCGCGGCAGCCAGCAGUACCGCGCGCUCACGGUGCCCGAGCUCACGCAGCAGAUGUUCGACGCCAAGAACAUGAUGGCCGCGUGCGACCCGCGCCACGGCCGCUACCUGACGGUGGCCGCCGUGUUCCGCGGCCGCAUGUCCAUGAAGGAGGUGGACGAGCAGAUGCUGAGCGUGCAGAGCAAGAACAGCAGCUACUUCGUCGAGUGGAUCCCCAACAACGUCAAGACCGCCGUGUGCGACAUCCCGCCGCGCGGCCUCAAGAUGGCCGCCACCUUCAUCGGCAACAGCACGGCCAUCCAGGAGCUGUUCAAGCGCAUCUCGGAGCAGUUCACGGCCAUGUUCCGGCGCAAGGCCUUCCUGCACUGGUACACGGGCGAGGGCAUGGACGAGAUGGAGUUCACCGAGGCCGAGAGCAACAUGAACGACCUGGUGUCCGAGUACCAGCAGUACCAGGACGCCACGGCCGAGGAGGGCGAGUUCGAGGAGGAGGCGGAGGAGGAGGUGGCCUAGGCCCCGCCCCCGCCCGCCGGCCUCGCCCCGCCUCUGGGCCCGCCCCUCC
This is a messenger RNA of Neofelis nebulosa (Clouded leopard), 1510 nucleotides long. It is a transcript of the gene TUBB4A, whose product is annotated as tubulin beta 4A class IVa. Bases 127 to 1461 code for a protein of 444 amino acids. The record is from RefSeq and is a predicted model, not a curated record. NCBI's taxonomy places the organism in Eukaryota, Metazoa, Chordata, Mammalia, Carnivora, Felidae. The transcript has 4 exons. Gene Ontology annotation, molecular function: GTPase activity; GTP binding; structural constituent of cytoskeleton. Gene Ontology annotation, biological process: mitotic cell cycle; microtubule cytoskeleton organization. Gene Ontology annotation, cellular component: cytoplasm; microtubule.